This is a messenger RNA of Psammomys obesus (fat sand rat), 3555 nucleotides long. It is a transcript of the gene Ercc2, whose product is annotated as ERCC excision repair 2, TFIIH core complex helicase subunit. Gene Ontology annotation, biological process: transcription by RNA polymerase II; positive regulation of mitotic recombination; nucleotide-excision repair. Lineage: Eukaryota; Metazoa; Chordata; Mammalia; Rodentia; Muridae. The coding region runs from base 50 to 2332 and encodes 760 amino acids. The record is from RefSeq and is a predicted model, not a curated record. Gene Ontology annotation, cellular component: nucleus. Gene Ontology annotation, molecular function: damaged DNA binding; hydrolase activity, acting on acid anhydrides, in phosphorus-containing anhydrides; ATP binding. The transcript is spliced from 23 exons.
CUCGUUGAAUAUUCAGGAGGCGGGAGAGUGGACGCCACGGCCAGCCGCCAUGAAGCUCAAUGUGGACGGGCUGCUGGUCUACUUCCCGUACGACUAUAUCUACCCGGAGCAGUUCUCCUACAUGCUGGAGCUCAAGCGCACGCUGGACGCCAAGGGUCAUGGAGUCCUGGAGAUGCCCUCAGGCACCGGGAAGACAGUGUCCCUACUGGCCUUGAUUGUGGCCUACCAGCGGGCUUAUCCACUGGAAGUGACCAAACUUAUCUACUGCUCACGGACCGUGCCAGAGAUAGAGAAGGUCAUAGAAGAGCUUCGAAAGCUGCUCAGUUUCUACGAGCAACAGGAGGGCGAGAAGCUGCCAUUCUUAGGACUGGCUCUGAGCUCGAGAAAGAACCUGUGUAUUCAUCCAGAGGUGACACCACUGCGCUUUGGGAAGGAUGUGGACGGGAAGUGUCACAGCCUCACAGCGUCCUACGUGCGGGCACAGUACCAUCAGGAUGCCAGCCUGCCUCACUGCCGCUUCUAUGAGGAAUUUGACGCCCAUGGACGCCAGGUGCCCCUCCCGAUGGGCAUCUACAACUUGGAUGACCUGAAGGCCCUGGGGCAGCGGCAGGGCUGGUGCCCCUACUUCCUGGCUCGAUAUUCGAUCCUGCAUGCCAACGUGGUGGUUUACAGCUACCACUACCUCCUGGACCCCAAGAUCGCGGACCUGGUGUCCAAAGAGCUGGCCCGCAAGGCUGUUGUGGUCUUCGAUGAAGCCCACAACAUCGACAAUGUCUGCAUUGAUUCCAUGAGUGUCAACCUCACCCGCAGGACGCUGGACCGUUGUCAGGGCAACCUAGACACCCUGCAGAAGGCAGUGCUCAGGAUCAAGGAGACAGACGAGCAGCGGCUGCGUGAGGAGUACCGGCGCCUGGUGGAGGGGCUGCGGGAGGCCAGUGUGGCCCGGGAGACGGACGCCCACCUGGCCAACCCCGUGCUGCCGGACGAGGUGCUGAAGGAGGCAGUGCCAGGCUCCAUCCGAACUGCUGAGCACUUCCUGGGCUUCCUGCGGCGCUUGCUGGAGUACGUCAAGUGGCGGCUGCGCGUGCAGCACGUGGUGCAGGAGAGUCCCCCUGCCUUCCUGAGCGGCCUGGCCCAGCGUGUGUGCAUCCAGCGCAAGCCCCUCAGGUUCUGUGCUGAGCGCCUCCGAUCCCUGCUACACACCCUGGAGAUCGCUGACCUGACUGACUUCUCCCCACUCACGCUCCUUGCUAACUUCGCCACUCUCGUCAGCACUUAUGCCAAGGGCUUCACCAUUAUCAUCGAGCCCUUUGACGACAGGACCCCCACCAUCACCAACCCCAUCCUGCACUUCAGCUGUAUGGACGCCUCCUUGGCCAUCAAGCCUGUGUUUGAACGCUUCCAGUCCGUCAUCAUCACCUCUGGGACGCUGUCCCCACUGGACAUCUACCCCAAGAUCCUGGACUUCCACCCCGUCACAAUGGCAACCUUCACCAUGACGUUGGCCCGAGUCUGCCUCUGCCCAAUGAUCAUUGGCCGUGGUAAUGACCAGGUGGCCAUCAGCUCCAAAUUUGAGACAAGAGAAGAUAUUGCUGUAAUCCGAAACUAUGGCAACCUCCUGCUAGAGAUGUCUGCUGUGGUCCCCGACGGCAUUGUGGCCUUCUUUACCAGCUACCAAUACAUGGAAAGCACCGUGGCCUCCUGGUAUGAACAGGGCAUCCUUGAGAACAUCCAGAGGAAUAAGCUGCUCUUCAUUGAGACCCAGGAUGGGGCUGAGACCAGUGUGGCCCUGGAGAAGUACCAAGAGGCCUGCGAGAACGGCCGAGGGGCCAUUCUGCUCUCAGUGGCUCGGGGCAAAGUGUCAGAAGGGAUUGACUUUGUGCACCACUAUGGGCGGGCCGUGAUCAUGUUUGGCGUCCCCUAUGUCUACACCCAGAGCCGAAUUCUCAAGGCCCGCCUGGAGUACCUGAGGGACCAGUUCCAGAUCCGAGAGAAUGACUUCCUCACCUUCGAUGCCAUGCGCCACGCAGCCCAGUGUGUGGGGCGCGCCAUCAGGGGCAAGACAGACUAUGGCCUCAUGGUCUUUGCUGACAAGCGGUUUGCUCGGGCCGACAAGCGUGGGAAGCUGCCUCGAUGGAUCCAGGAGCACCUGACGGACUCCAACCUCAACCUGACCGUGGAUGAGGGCGUGCAGGUGGCCAAGUACUUCCUGCGGCAGAUGGCACAGCCCUUCCACCGGGAGGAUCAGCUGGGCCUGUCACUGCUCAGUCUGGAGCAGCUGCAGUCAGAGGAGACGCUACGGCGGAUUGAGCAGAUCGCACAGCAGCUCUGAAGGCAGGACUGCGGCGUGGUGCCUGUGGCUCCCUGGAAGGUCCCAGGGCCCACAGGCAAACACCCAGCGCCAGUGUACAGCCUUUAAUUGCAGGGAGGCUAGCAGGACCCCGAUGCGCAGGUGCAGCGCGGGGGACCACCCACCACCCUUCCCUGAGAAGCUGGCCGCUCCAGCUGGUCCACUUAGCGCGGGCUCAGGUCCUGCGUGCUGGCGCUGAGGGUCCGAGGGGCGUCACUCAGGUGCCGAGUUGAGAGCUGGGGACAGGCACAGGAGUGGUUGGAGUUCUUUUCCAGUUGACCCUGGGGCCAUCUCAUGCCCCGACCCACUAACUGGCUCUUGAGUCCUCAGGAGAAAGCCCCACCUUUCCUGUCUCGCUGAGCCUGUCACCGGCCCCCUCACCUGCGUACUGGCCGCCCUGGGGCCAUCCACGUUCAGCAUAUUAAGGGACAUGGCUCUCUUCAUCCUUCAGAGGAGGCCAAGGAGACAGGAGUGAGUCAGGGAAGGACUACAGCACCCUGGCUGACCAGCGUCACAGAGAGAGAUGCCACAGAAGGUACACGACAGACUACUGACCUCGCCCAGCACUCACCCUGCAGCCCCUGCCAUGCCCUGGCCUCGGAGGCGGGAGACCAGCUUCUCACUUCCGCGCCGGAUAGACUCUCGGAGCUUGGAGAAGGAGCUGCUCCUACGUAGGACCUAGGAGGGAGGCACAGUGACAUGUGGGGGCCACAUAGACCAGGCCCAACAAGGACCUGAAGGCAGAGCCUGCUUACUUGUUGCUGUGCUUCGCCGGCUGUGCCUGCAGGGGGCGCUCCUGUGGGAGAGAAGGGCCAUGAAGGUGGGCCUGAUGGACACCACACAGGAGGGUGGGCAGGAGGGAGUAGGGGGUCGGCUCACCAAGUGGGGCAGGCAGGGCCUCCUGGCUGAGGAUCUCCUUGUACAGCUCCUCUGCCUGCUGGUACUUGUUCUGCUUCAGGUAGGCUGAGGCCUGCAGGGAGGGCCGGGGCAGGGUGUGGACCUCUUGUUGAGACCUGGGAACUUCUCAGACCUGCCUGCCUUCCCCAGCAUCCUGCCUCGGCUUACUACAGUGCAGAGCACUGGCCUGAAGGCCAGACCGCUUGCCACUGAGCCCCACCUCUGUGCCUCUGUCUCCCACCUCAGUGGGUGAAGGGUUAGCGGGCGCCCACCACGACCACAAUAAAGCUUGGCACAGGAUUCUGUGA